CCUCCCCUCGUCCCCCGCCAUUUCAGACCGGGACGGGAAGGGACGCGGAGCGCGGAAGCCACCGCCGCGGCGGGCGCGGGUCAAGGGAGGCCGCCGGCGUGCUCCCGCGGCCCGCUGCAGCAGCAGCCAGGCAGGUCUGCUAAAAAAUGACAGAGUAUAAACUUGUUGUUGUUGGAGCUGGUGGUGUAGGCAAGAGCGCCUUGACGAUACAGCUCAUUCAGAAUCACUUUGUGGAUGAAUAUGACCCUACGAUAGAGGAUUCCUACAGGAAGCAAGUAGUAAUCGAUGGAGAAACAUGUCUCUUGGAUAUUCUUGAUACAGCAGGUCAAGAAGAAUACAGUGCAAUGAGGGACCAAUAUAUGAGAACAGGAGAAGGCUUCCUGUGUGUAUUUGCUAUAAACAAUACAAAGUCUUUUGAAGAUAUUCACCAUUAUAGGGAACAAAUAAAGAGAGUUAAAGACUCUGAAGAUGUUCCAAUGGUGCUAGUAGGAAACAAAUGUGAUUUGCCUUCCAGAACAGUAGAUACAAAACAAGCUCAGGAUUUAGCAAGAAGUUACGGAAUUCCUUUCAUCGAAACAUCAGCAAAGACAAGACAGAGAGUGGAGGAUGCUUUUUAUACAUUGGUGCGAGAGAUUCGACAGUACAGAGUGAAAAAAAUCAGCAAAGAAGAAAAGACUCCAGGGUGCGUGAAAAUUAAAAAAUGCCUUGUAAUGGGUGUUGAUGAUGCCUUCUACACAUUAGUUCGAGAAAUCAGAAAACACAAAGAGAAGAUGAGCAAAGAUGGUAAAAAGAAGAAAAAGAAGACAAAGACAAAGUGUAUAAUUAUGUAAAUACAGUUUAUGCUUAUUCUUAAGAAGUACUUAAGUAAUUUUUGUACAUUACACUAAAUUAUUAGCAUUUGUUUUAGCAUUACUUUACUUUCUGCUUCAUGAUCCUGUUAGCUUUACCUGAAUGCUUGUUUUAAAUGACAGUGGAAACUUCAUUCCUCUUAAAGUGCCAGUAUUCUUUGACUGUUGGUUCUUGAACUAGCAACGCCUGUGAAAAACAAACAAACAGAAAAACACACACAAAAACCUGAAAACUGUCUUCGGACUCUUUGGUGCAUGCACAGUUGCUAACUUCCUAUUUUUCUUACUGAUUCUGAACUUCUCUUCUGUGUGCAAACCAAACAAUGAAAUGAUGUGCUACACAUUCUAACAUCCCCUUUUAAUUUUUUGGGUUUUUAAAUCUGGUUGGGAAAAAGGACUAGUUAGCAAAAUAGACUUUCAUUUCAGCCUUUCUUUUAUUUCAAACUGACUGCAAUAUAGAAAGACCAGAAGCCUUUAUAGUCUUCCUGUAGAUUUUGCUUCUAGGCAUCUAGUCUUGUAGCAUUUCAGAUCAAUUUUAAUGAAUGUAAAGAUAAAACUUUCACAAAAAAAAUUUCACCACAGUUUGUCACGGUCACUCCUUAAAUACUCUAUUUUUUCUAUUAAAAAAAAAAAGAAAAAUUAAAAAAAGAUGACAAUGCACACCUGGCAAUGGAAAAAGUAAAAGUUCUAAUUAGGUUGAUUUGCUACUGUUAAUGCAUUGCUUUAAGACUUCCACUAACUCUUUUGUGUCUGAAGACCAAGAUGAAAUCCUAGCUCUUCUGACCUCCAGUGGCAAAUCUUUAAGUAAUUUUGUUCAGUAGGUACAGGAUUUCACCCUUAGUGUUUCUGGGAAAUACUAGAAAGCCUUAACAGAUAAGUUGACUCAAAUUCUUUGGUUAAUUCAUACAUGGAUCCAGAAUUUACUGUAAGAAUUAAAUCAGAAUGAACCCUAAAUUAUAAAGCAAUGUAUUGCUUUUUUUUCCCCCCCAAGAGUGGCAUUUAAUAUUUCCAGAUGCCCGUUUUGUGCAAAAUAGGGGAGGAAAUUUUAAAUUCUAGUAACAACAAGCAAGUGAACGAAUGAGUUGAAUUUAGCUGCUUCAUGCAAAUAAUUUGGAAAUCCACUAUGCCAUAAAAAUGGUGUGGAAUUUGCACAAACCGUCAGCAUCGAACAUGGUUUUCAGAGUCUGUGUUGUUUGUGUGAUGCUUGUGAAGUACUAGUUUUGUUGCACAGAUUAAAUGGUUGGUGAGUGGCAUUCCAGUGUCUAGACUGUCAUGAAGCUAGACCAAGAUUUUAAUGUUGUCUUUCUCUGUGAUCAAGUUCUCUUGUGAUUUUUUUUUUUUAUUUUAUUUUUAUUUUUUAUUCCCCCUCCUUUUUUUUUUCUCUGAUUGGAAUU
Calidris pugnax (ruff) is the source of this 2242-nucleotide messenger RNA. It is a transcript of the gene KRAS, whose product is annotated as Kirsten rat sarcoma viral oncogene homolog. Gene Ontology annotation, biological process: Ras protein signal transduction. Lineage: Eukaryota; Metazoa; Chordata; Aves; Charadriiformes; Scolopacidae. Gene Ontology annotation, molecular function: GTP binding; GTPase activity; GDP binding. Gene Ontology annotation, cellular component: plasma membrane. The coding region runs from base 147 to 830 and encodes 227 amino acids. The transcript is spliced from 7 exons. The record is from RefSeq and is a predicted model, not a curated record.